Molecule: messenger RNA, 324 nt
Organism: Enterobius vermicularis (human pinworm)
Lineage: Eukaryota; Metazoa; Nematoda; Chromadorea; Rhabditida; Oxyuridae
Source: the annotation of a GenBank genome assembly
AUGCUAAAGAAACACGAAUUAGUGAAAACAGAGUGCUUAGAACUAAUAAAAGCUGCAUUAAAAGAUGUUCUCUAUGAAUCAUUAGAGGAGAGGCUCAAGAAAGCAGAAACGCUCUUUCAGGAUGAGGUAUAUAAUGCCGAGACAGUUGUUGAAGAGGUGAUGCGAGAGCAAGGCAAGUACAAAGGUUUUAUCAACUUUGCUUCUGCUUGUCACGGUGUUGCUCGGAGUCUAGAGGGCAGAGUCCCACAACGUAUCACUUCUGUUGCAAAUGGUCUAGGACUUGCUUUUGAUGUACUAGUCGCAUGGCAACUGCGAAAGGCGUAA